AUGCGAGCGGAGGUGCAUCGCCUGCCGACUACGAAGGAAACAGAGGAGGAACUGGAACAGAAGAAGCAGUCCACUUCUGCGACAACAGCCUCGACAAGUGCCAAUGGAAAUAAUAAUUCAUUUGCCAUGGAAGGUAGUCAUACAUCAUUCCAACCGUGGCCGUCUAUCGAAGAAGUUCGAGCAAGAAAGGAGCAAUUGCUAAAGAAGACGCCACUACCUUUUUAUAAAACGCAUGUAAAUUCUGGAACCAGCCCACAACAGUCUCAACCUGGUCCAAGUACAAAGUAUCCAAGUCCAGUUCAAAAGUCAGCUGUGCCGCCACACAGGAAAUAUGAGCAAGAGGCCUCACCCGUGGUUUCGUCGACCGAUGAUGAGAAGCGGUCGUCUUCACCAUCAAGAAGAUUUCGCAUAUCAGUCUCACCAACGCGAAGAAUCGAAACGGAUACAGGCGGCAAUGGAAAAACGCGUCGAUUCACAAUAAAGCAAGAAUCGGCAGCUCCCUCAAUGACGUCCGUUCGUCGGGUGACCCCACCGAAAGAGGAGCAGCUUACCGCUAGUAAAGCUCCAUGUGUUCAAUUUGGUGAUGAUGAUAGUCCUAGAGUUCAUGAAGGAUAG
Molecule: messenger RNA, 615 nt
Organism: Strongylus vulgaris
Lineage: Eukaryota; Metazoa; Nematoda; Chromadorea; Rhabditida; Strongylidae
Source: the annotation of a GenBank genome assembly